This is a messenger RNA of Hydractinia symbiolongicarpus, 2177 nucleotides long. RefSeq names its product glutamate--isopropylamine ligase-like. Lineage: Eukaryota; Metazoa; Cnidaria; Hydrozoa; Anthoathecata; Hydractiniidae. The coding region runs from base 83 to 1435 and encodes 450 amino acids. The transcript has a single exon. Gene Ontology annotation, cellular component: cytoplasm; membrane. The record is from RefSeq and is a predicted model, not a curated record. Gene Ontology annotation, molecular function: glutamine synthetase activity.
GGAAAUGUAAUUUUUUUAUAUUCCCUAAGCGUAUAUGCUAGUUCUGUGUUAUUUGCUUGUAAUUUAAGUGUUGGGGGAUACAAUGGAAAAGAUCAGAAGAUAUAUUAAAGAUAGGACUGUCGAGCUUGUUCGUGUUGAAUUGGAAGAUCUAAAUGGCUUAUCCAGAGGAAUUAUUUUAGAGGCAGAAUACUUCUUGAAAAAAGUGGAAGAGGGAGUUCCUCUAUGCACAUCGAUAUUGUCUUUAACCACCGACGGUGAACUUGUAAAAAAUACAGAUAUUCCCGAGGAAAAUAAUGAGUACUCGAACGGGUUUUUGUAUCCCGAUGUAGAGACAUUUAAAAUUCUACCGUGGUUAAAAAACUCUGCUUCCGUUUUAGUGGAUUUUCGCCUCAACAGUAAUGACAGAAGCAGUCCAGUGUUUCCAAUUAGUCCCAGAGUAGUCUGCAAGAAGCAAAUAAAGAAGUUGGAAGAAAUGGGCUUUGAGUUCUAUGGUGCUUUUGAGUUCGAGUAUUAUCUGCUAAAUCAGACAACUAAGAAAGCCAUCAGCGAUACUGCAGCAUAUUGUGUUACAUCUGAAAAUUCAAAGUACGAAGGAAUGGUCAGUGAUUUAAUGCAAAAUUUGAGGAAAAUGGGUAUCAGGUCAGAAACAUUUCAUACAGAGUUAUCACCUGGUCAGCAAGAGCUAACAUUAGCCCCUACGUUUGGAAUCUCUUGCGCAGAUACUGCUUUCAGGUUUCGACAUCUUGUUAAAGAAAUUGCUAGUAAGCAUGGUUACUUAGCAACGUUUUUGUCUAAGCCGUUUCUUUCAGGUAGCGGAUCCUCUGGUCAUUUUAAUCACUCCAUAUGGAGUAUGAACAGUACAAAGAAUCUAUUUUCCAAUUUGGAAAGUCCCAACAAACUUUCUAAAUUAGCAGAACAAUGGCUUGCUGGGUUAAUUUGUCAUUCGAAAUCGCUUAUAGCAUUAGCAUGUCCCACACCAAACUGCUUUCAGAGGUUGACACCAGGGGCAUUUUCACCCUGUAACCUUGCAUGGGGCUAUGAUAAUCGGACGGUUACCUACCGAGUUAAAAACUACAGCGCAUCUCAAACAUACAUUGAGAACAGAAUGCCGGGUGCAGCAGUGAAUCCUUACCUUAUUAUGGCGGGAACUAUCAUGGCUGGUAUGGACGGUAUUAGACGGAAGUUGAAAUUGCCAUUUGGUCCUUGUACUGGUAAUAACGAAAUUGGUGGUAGUGAAAUAGAGCAACUUCCGCAAUCCUUGAAUGAUGCAUUGGAUCAUUUCCGCGGAGACGAAUUAUUCAAGAAAGAAUUUGGAGAAGAUUUUAUGAAGUUUUUUAUCGCAAUGAAGAAGAAGGAAAUUUUAAUUUCAAAAGAAUUCGAACAAGAUAAAGAUUUAGGGGCACAGUAUAGAGAGCGCUACAGUGAAUUGAUUUAAAGAACUUCUAGAUAAACUAGACUACACUAUUUUUUCACUAUGGUCUGGAAAACAAAAAGUUUCAGUCUAAAAUACUUAAAACCUAUUAUCAGCCGUUCCUUGGUAGGCUUUCAAAAUCUCGAUAUUACCACGCAAUUGUUGUUCUUUAUUCUCCAUCUGCAAGUAGCCGAAACUGUGGUAACUGACAGUGCAAAUAAAGUGUAAAUGUUUAAAACUGUGAAACUGUGUUAUUUAUGACCUUUUUUCAACAAAAAAAAUAAGAAAAAAUAAUGAUGAUAUAUAUGAUAAUACGCCAGUUUCGUGUGUCUGUAACAGGCAAAGGGGAUGUGUUGUUUUUUCUAGAGAAACAGCCGCGGUAACCUAUCACUUUUGCUAAACUUUUAUUUUUAUUCUGUUUUUUAUGUGCUUUCCAAAUUGAUUUAAAUUUUUAUUACACAAAAGUCACGGGUAAUUAAUUUUUCUUAAGCACGUGCCUAUUGUGUACUGAAGUGAAAAACAUAUUGGUUUUAUUUAUUCUGUUUAAAACAUUCUUUAAGAUCAUUUCAGCUUUUAACGAACAAGGUCUUAAAUCGCUUAGGUAUGUUUGUGAGGAACUCUUAGUUCGUUUCCUUGUUCUUAAUUGAUACAGUAUGCCACAAAAGUAUUAGCAUAAAUGAAUGACUUGUUGUUAGUUAGCUUUUGUAUUUGUGUACUGUGUCCGUUUUGUUUUUUACUUUUAUUAUAAGAAUAAUUAGUAAAUUGA